AUGGAAUCGUAUCUUGUCACUCUAAAUAAGCGUGUUCCUACACUUUUUAAACAUAUGAGCAGUUUAGGAUAUACAGAUACUCUUUACAGCGUAGUAGCCUUUGGCGGUGCUUCUGCCGUGAUUCAGCCUUUUACAGAUAAUACUACUCAAGUAAUGAAUACUCUAUCGAUUCUUGCUGAAAAAACUGGAACAAGUUAUGGAUGGGAAGAUCAAGAGGCUGGGCUUGAAGCAAUACGAUCUGUCAUAAAUAUGGACGCGAACGGUGUGGUACCCAAUUCGAUACUUGCUCAAAAAUGCCAACUUUAUUCAGGUGUAUCCAAUCAAGCAUGCUAUAUAUCAUGGCGUGAAAAAUCAAUUCGAAAUAUAAUUAUGGUGACAGAUGAAGACAGUGAUAUGCCGAUUCAUCCGAUGGCUGACCAAACAACUGCAUUUGCAAACCAGUCUAUCUUGACUCAAAACGAGUCUGAAUAUUUUACCCAGCUCUACGAACCACCUUUUUCUCCUUCGAUUCUUUACCAAACUACUUCCGGAUACCUUCGAUAUAGAUCGGCAAAUCAACCUUUGGUCCUUUCUGAUGCAUGGCAACAAGAAAUCGACCAAACCGCACACAAGAUGAUAUCUGCAGGAAUCAGCAUGUCUCUUUUUUCCAAAUCAGACUUUAAUGGUAACUCCAAGGGGCCAAUAUCGUCGUGGACUGAUGCAAACGCGUAUCGUCUUGCACUAACGCAUCAGUACGCAAACAACUCGGAUCGGGAUAUGUCAUUUACUACCUUGCUACAGUACGGUCAUGCUGAACUAAACCUUCAUGUGAUAAACUCGACCAAUCCCCAGCAUAUUGUAUACACAGGGUUUAAUGCCACAGGCACUCUUGAUGGAUUGGUGGAUAAUGGAUAUGGACAGUCUCUUCAAGCACAAGCAUUGAGCGAACUUUACAAGGUUGAAAAAAUGGCUCAUGACAGUUUGAGUGGACCCAUUGCACCCAUGCGAGUUUUUACUCUUCAAACAGUGAACGAUGCAGAUCCAAAUGCAAAUGGGUUAAUAGAUGCUGGAUUGCUAGGUGGAAUGGUUGAUUUUCCUAGAUGUACCUUGCCGCCACUGCCUUUGCCAACUACCACGUCAUCAACGGUUGCAACUACAAUUAAAUGGGCUACAUCAACAAUAUCUUUUGACAACUCAACUACCAUGUUGUCGACAGCUUCAACUACAUUUGAACUGUCUACAUCAACAAUAUCUUUGGACAACCCAACUGCCACGGCUUCUGCGAUAGCAACAGCAACAGUAUUGGUAGGAUCAGCACACUCUUCUCCCCCUAUAUCCAAUACAGCAGCUAUUGCUGGUGGAAUGCUAAGUGCCGUGGGUAUUACUGCUGCUGGGGUUAUCCUGUUCAGACGAUCAUCUUCCUCUUUACGCGCAGCAUCAGUACUUUCACCUGAGCCUCCUCCAUCCAAUACGCUCAAUCCAAUAUUUGAAAAAACAGAUCCAAUAGAAAAUGCUAUUUUUGUACCAAAGUUUGCCCAAGGAGGUGCAGAGGGCACCUCAAGUGCUACCAGUUUGUAA
Messenger RNA from Batrachochytrium dendrobatidis JAM81, 1557 nucleotides. RefSeq lists its product as uncharacterized. The record is from RefSeq and is a predicted model, not a curated record. The transcript has 3 exons. The coding region runs from base 1 to 1557 and encodes 518 amino acids. Lineage: Eukaryota; Fungi; Chytridiomycota; Chytridiomycetes; Rhizophydiales.